Molecule: messenger RNA, 1017 nt
Organism: Aplosporella prunicola CBS 121167
Lineage: Eukaryota; Fungi; Ascomycota; Dothideomycetes; Botryosphaeriales; Aplosporellaceae
Exons: 4
Coding region: 1-1017 (338 amino acids)
Cellular component (GO): Golgi apparatus
Source: RefSeq, a predicted model, not a curated record
AUGCAGGCUAUUGUCGCCCUGGCCUUGGAAGCAUACAUUUUCGCCAAGUUCCAGACGUCCCUCGAGCCGGGCGCCGAGGUCUUGCCCCAGUCGCGCACCAUCCCCACCUACCUCGCCGUCUUCAUGUUCGGCUACCUCUACCAGAUGGUCCUCGUCUACGACGGCCUGCGCCUCAAGAACACGAUUCAAGUCAUCGGUCUCUGCAUAUACAAUGUCGGCAUUCUCGUCUACGCCGCCAUCCAGAUGGACCAGAUCAAGGAAGCAGUCGGCGCCCUCAAGGAGACGCGCCUCAUCGACCCGUCGUUUAUGCGCGACACGAAGCCAUUCCUGAUCGUGGAGCCUUGUCUGAUGGCCUUUGGAACCCUGCUCAUGUCCUUUGAGGCCUGGAAGCUGUACGAUGAGUUUGCAUGGACCAUCUACAAGCACAUCAGCGCCGACCUGCGGCUGAAGCGGAGAUAUCUGACGUAUCAGAUCUACAUCGCCCUGUUGAAGUUUGAUUUCUUCUUCUUCCUUGGUUUCACCGUCCAGUUCCUCGUCGUCGUCAACAACACCAACGACGCCGAAUUCUACCUGACGAUCGCCGCGGUGCCCAUCACCAUCCUGCUCCUCGUCCUGGCAGCCUACUGGACGCGCAAAGAAAGCGUUAUCGGCAUGGUGGCCAUUAUCGCAACCCGAGGUGCAAUUUCCGAAGAGCCCCAAGCUGACAUUGGCCGGCAGAUCAUCUAUUUCGCCGCGCUCGCGUACUUCCUGUUCAAGCUGAUCCGUAUGUACGGCUCUGACCCGACUCGCGUCAACGACUACAAGCCCGCGCGACGCUCGCUCACGACCUUCGCCGUCAUCACCAUCUUGCUGCUGCUCGUAACCAUCAUUGUCGCCUGCCAGUGCACGCACAACUUCAACAAGGGCCUCAAGCCGCAUAUUGCCCGUCGCAAGGUCCCGGACAUUGACGAGGGCAAGUACACGACCGAAAUGCCGGCCAUUGCGGGCCCGGGCCAUACCAGGAUGACCAUCGACUAG